AUGUCGUUCAUUUGCCCGCCAAAAAGAAAAUUGAAAGAAGAUUCGGAUACUCUCAUCUCCGAUCAAGACCACUACUUCCGACAACGGAACUACUCUUCCUUAGACUCUGACCUUCUCUGUCUCCGUAGGCAGAUAUUCGAAGCGGUUUAUCGGAAAACCGAUUUGAUUAGAGCGAAUUACGAAUUGUCUCACACGAGAGAUGAGCUUAGGCGAAGAAAUCGGGAGCUCGAAGCUAGAAUCUCGGAAGCGGCCAUGAUUAGAGAGGAAAUGAAGCGAGACCUGGAAGUUUCUAGAGAAAGAGUUUGUGAAUUGGAAGGAGAGACGAAGGAUAAAUCAAGACUUCUUUCGAAAACUGCAGAAUCCUUACGAUCAUCGAUCCGAUGUUUAAACAAAGAGAACGAUCUAGAAACAGGGGAAUAUAAUUCCAAGUCAAUUUUGGAGUUAGUGAAGGAGGUUGAAACGAAGGUAGAGACGUUCAUGGAAUCGAUGGAGAAGAAGAAGAUUGAGCUAAGUAGAAAUGUGGAGUUCUUGGAAGAGGAGAAUAGAGACAUCAAUGUCUUGUUAAGAGCUGCUUUGUCUGAGAAACAAACCGCAGAGAAACAAUUGGUAAAAGAGACAAAUGAGCAAAAGAGAUCGGCGUUGCUACAAAUCGCAGAACGAGGGUUGCAGAGUAUUGGGUUUGGUUUUGGGUUUAAGGAAAGCUCAGAAACUAGUAAUCUCGCCAAGGAAGAAGAAGAAGAGAAUGGUUUGGUUGUAGCAAUAGAGAAGACAAUGAAGAGUCUACGGAAAGAGAAUUCUCUGUUGAAGCUUUCAUUGGAAGAAUCAAAGUUAGAAGAAGAUCGGUUAAAGAAAUUCACAGAGUUACAAGCUCAGAAAAUAGCAGAGAAUACAGUUUCUAUCGACAAGCUGCAAAACCGAGAGAAGUUUCUAACUCAAAACGUGGAAGAGCUUGUGAAAGUUAUAAGAGAAGCCGAAUCAGAAGUAAGUAGAUGGAGAGAAGCUUGUGAGCUAGAAGUGGAAGCCGGGAAGCGUGAAGUCGAAGAACGUGAUCAACUCAUAGCGAUUUUAAAGGCAGAGGUUGAGAAGAUGAGAUCAGCAUUGGCGAUAUCAGAAGGUAAACUAAAACUGAAAGAAGAAUUAGCCAAAGCUGCAAUGGCAGCAGAAGAAGCAGCUGAGAAAUCGAUUCGAUUGGCCGAGAGAAGAAUAGCUGAACUUCUUAGCCGCAUUGAACAUCUAUACCGCCAAUUGGAAGAAGCAGAGCCUACAGAAAGCAAACGCCGAAAGUUUAGGUACGUUUGGUGUUGGCCGCUGUGGCGUUUCCCUACCGCUGCUACUGAAAGUUCUUCAUAUAUGAACAAUAGAGCAUUGUUACGAUAUGGUGCUUGA
Molecule: messenger RNA, 1386 nt
Organism: Arabis nemorensis
Lineage: Eukaryota; Viridiplantae; Streptophyta; Magnoliopsida; Brassicales; Brassicaceae
Source: the annotation of a GenBank genome assembly